CAAUCCCGUUUCCCAGCGCUGCUGCGGGUGUUAAAGAACGACACUGAUCACAGAUAUUCAGUCUUUCUGCCAAGGGCAAUGUCAGGAAAGAUGUGCAGCAACAACAGUGUUGUUCAGACACAAAAGCUGGUGGAUCAACUUCGGGUGGAGGCAAGCAUGGAGAGAAUCAAGAUGUCCCUGACAGCAGCAGACUUGGUCCAGUACUGUAAGGACCACAGACGCAGUGACCCUCUGCUCACCGGCAUCGCAGCUUCAUCCAAUCCUUUCAAAGAUAAGAAGACCUGUGUGUUGCUUUGACCGCAGAGUACGAAGCGCCAACACAUAACAGACUGCCAAG
Messenger RNA from Paralichthys olivaceus (Japanese flounder), 337 nucleotides. RefSeq names its product guanine nucleotide-binding protein G(I)/G(S)/G(O) subunit gamma-12-like. NCBI's taxonomy places the organism in Eukaryota, Metazoa, Chordata, Actinopteri, Pleuronectiformes, Paralichthyidae. Gene Ontology annotation, biological process: G protein-coupled receptor signaling pathway. Gene Ontology annotation, cellular component: heterotrimeric G-protein complex. Gene Ontology annotation, molecular function: G-protein beta-subunit binding. The record is from RefSeq and is a predicted model, not a curated record.